AUGUUGGAUCAUCCCUGCUCAGCGGCCGUAGAGGAUGUCUUCGGCCCAACUGUAGCUCCGUCUUGUCUUCAUGGCUUCGAUUUCACCCUCCUGUUCGAGGAAAGCAUCCUCACUCUUGUCCCAAUUGGCCUUGUUUGUUUGGCCGCGUCUUUUCGCGCUUGGAAGCUCCGUCAUGCGUCUGAAAAGGUCAAUCGGUCAUGGCUGUACGCUGCGAAGGAGCUGUCUUGGCUGUUCUACACCGCGUGCCAUGUUUCGUUGCUGAUCAUUUUAUUUCAACUGGAUACUCCCAAAACGAGAGCGACCAUAGGCACAACACUUGUGACCGUGCUCACUUCUCUCUUUUUGCUUUUCUUCUCUCAUCUUGAGCACCUUCGCUCAAUACGGCCAUCAACAAUCCUCAAUGUCUUCCUCGGCUUUACCUUGCUAUUUGACCUUGCACGCCUCCGUACUCUUUAUUUCAUGUCCAACCAAACUGUGACUAGUUUGUUUGCUGUCAGCUGGGUGAUCAAAGCAAUCAUUUUGGUUUUCGAAGCGACAGAAAAAAGACAGUUGCUCAAGAAGGCAUAUGAAAACAGCCCGAUCGAAUCAACCAGUGGUGUUAUUAAUCGAGCGCUAUUCUGGUGGCUGAGAGACCUCCUUUGGCGAGGGUCAAAGACCACUUUAACAGUGGAUAGCUUACCCUCUCUAGACGAUGACCUCAAGAAUGCCUCGAAUUCUCAAUCCCUCUUUGAAAGAUGGGAUAAAGCCGACAAAUACCGUUCAAACGCACUUCUGUGGACCUUUGUCUCACAUUACAAAUGGGCGUUCCUGGAAGGUGUUAUUCCUCGGCUUGCGUAUACAGGAUUUUGCUUCGCGCAGCCUUUCCUCGUGGAGCGCGUCCUUGAUUUUAUGACUGAACCGGAGCAUGUCAACUCAACCAACUACGCAUAUGGGCUCAUCGGCGCCUAUGCUAUUGUGUACAUCGGCAUCGCAGUAUCAUAUGCUGCCUAUGAACACAAAACCUUCCGUGUUAUCACUAUGGUCCGGGGAAGCUUGGUAACAAUGAUCUUCGAGAAAACACUGCGGAUGAGCACAUCUGCUGUUUCAGAUGCCGCGGCUAUUACCUUGAUGAGCACUGACAUUGAGCGCAUUGGAUUUGGCCUAGUAGAUAUGCAUGAGACAUACUCAAACAUCACAGAGGUCGCAUUGGCUUUGUGGUUGCUGGCAAGACUCUUGAACAUUGCAACAAUCGCAUCUACGGUGGUAGUUGUCAUAUGUCUCAUUGCUGGUAUCCCUUUGGCGGUGGUUUCAGGUAAUGCGCAGGGAACAUGGCUUGAAGCUGUCGAAGAGCGCGUGGCGGUCACCUCAAAGGUCCUCGGGGUAAUGAAGAACAUCAAGAUGACAGGCCUUACAGAGACCAUCUCCAGAAGCCUUCGAGAUCUGCGAGCUGCGGAAAUUGAGGCUUCAUUUAUGUUCCGACUCCUUGGAGUUAUAAGGCUCACACUUGGCUAUGCCUCUACUACCCUGGCGCCCGUGUUUGGCUUUGGUGCCUACAUACUACUUGCCCAGGCCAACGACACAGCUACUCUAACCAACGGCGUGGCGUUUUCUGCACUGACUCUAUUUGCUUUAUUGGAUCAACCAAUGGUCUCUAUCGUGGAUGGCUCGGAGGACUUUAUGGCAGUUGUCAAUUGUUUCCAGCGGAUUCAAAAACAUUUGCUAGAGACAGAAAGAAAUGACUACCGAUUAAAGCACAGAUCAUAUCAACACAGCGCGCCCCCUCUGAUCGAAGUUGAUUCCUUGGCCCAGAGCCAGAGCAAUGAACCUUGCGCUAUCAUCCGAAACUUGUCUGCAGCCUGGUCAAUUGACGAUGAGCCCGUGUUGAAAGACUUGAACAUUGACAUCCAAGCCUCAAAGAUUACAAUGAUUGUUGGGCCAGUCGGAUGCGGAAAAUCCACUUUCUUGAAAACCCUCAUGGGAGAGAUCCCAGAAUGCUCUGGCUCAAUUUCGACCAGCUUCACCAAUGCUGCAUAUUGUAACCAAUCACCAUGGAUUACAUUCGGAACUCUCCAGGAAAAUAUUGUUGGGGCAUCACCAUGGGACCGAACUCGGUACGACCAGGUUAUUCAGUCCUGCGCUUUGCAGGUCGACCUUCAACAGCUUCCUAUGGGUGAUCAGACCAAAGUUGGUGUUCGUGGAUCUCGACUGAGUGGUGGGCAACAAAUGCGUGUCGCACUUGCACGGGCGCUCUAUUCAAAUGCGCCGAUUCUCAUUUUGGAUGAUGUUUUAACGGGUUUGGAUCGUGAGACGGAGAAAAAUAUUCUGGAGAUCGUCUUUUCUCAACAUGGUUCUAUCAAGCAGUCCCAUCAAACAGUAAUUAUGGCGACCAAUUCGGCUCAUCAUCUCGCCUAUGCGGACCAUAUCAUCGCUCUCGAUGAGAAUGGAAGACUUCUCGAGCAUGGGUCUUAUAGCGAGCUCGUCAGCGCCCAGGGCUAUGUCAGUACCCUGUCUGAAAGUUCUCACACAGCCAGCACCACCCGAGCCCCGGAUAUCGUGCUCGAUGACGAAACCCUCCAAGGGUUGGCCACUUCUGUCACUGUUCCUUAUAUGCUGUCUCCUAUUCGUCCUGGGUCUCAGCUUUCCACAUAUGGCUGCAGUGGUGGACUCGUGCGAAUGAGCAACACCCAAAUGCACAUGUUUGGUAUUGGCUAA
Penicillium arizonense is the source of this 2691-nucleotide messenger RNA. Its product is annotated as ABC transporter ATP-binding protein/permease. Gene Ontology annotation, cellular component: membrane. Gene Ontology annotation, biological process: transmembrane transport. The record is from RefSeq and is a predicted model, not a curated record. The transcript is spliced from 10 exons. Lineage: Eukaryota; Fungi; Ascomycota; Eurotiomycetes; Eurotiales; Aspergillaceae. Gene Ontology annotation, molecular function: ABC-type transporter activity; ATP binding; ATP hydrolysis activity. The coding region runs from base 1 to 2691 and encodes 896 amino acids.